AUGGAUUUGAUCCAGCUCGAUGUGACAAAUGACGAGCAAAUUGCUGCAGUCGCAAAGCAUGUGGAGCUGAAGUAUGGCAAAUUGGAUGUGCCUAUAAACAAUGCUGGUAUUCUCAGAGUCGCGCCGGCCAACUCCACUGAUCUUCCAACACGCGCAGCACGUACAAUGAGCUACUGA
Molecule: messenger RNA, 177 nt
Organism: Talaromyces proteolyticus
Lineage: Eukaryota; Fungi; Ascomycota; Eurotiomycetes; Eurotiales; Trichocomaceae
Exons: 2
Coding region: 1-177 (58 amino acids)
Source: RefSeq, a predicted model, not a curated record